Morone saxatilis (striped sea-bass) is the source of this 984-nucleotide messenger RNA. It is a transcript of the gene sprb, whose product is annotated as sepiapterin reductase b. Gene Ontology annotation, biological process: tetrahydrobiopterin biosynthetic process. Gene Ontology annotation, molecular function: sepiapterin reductase (NADP+) activity. NCBI's taxonomy places the organism in Eukaryota, Metazoa, Chordata, Actinopteri, Moronidae. The transcript is spliced from 4 exons. The record is from RefSeq and is a predicted model, not a curated record. The coding region runs from base 1 to 771 and encodes 256 amino acids.
AUGCAAGACAUUUAUUCUACAAACCCCAGGACUUUGGGCCGGGCCAUCUGUAUCAUCACAGGAGCCUCCAGGGGAUUCGGACGGGCGCUGGCACAAGAAGUGUCCUACUUUUUGAAGCCUGGGUCUGUCCUCCUGCUGGUGGCUCGCUCGAACACUAUGCUGCAAGAGUUGAAGGAAGAGCUGCAGAGUUGGACGGAGGAACAGCAGCUCGUGGUUCACUGCAUAGCUGUUGAUCUGAGCACGAGAGAGGGUGUGCAUGAAACAGUCAGGGUGGCAAGGCAGGAAGCUAUAAAUGAAAUGGAUCAUGUGCUUCUUAUCAACAAUGCUGGCUCUUUGGGUGACAUUUCCCACUUUGCGAGUUUCACCAACCUUGAUGAGGUGAAUUCCUAUCUGUCCCUCAACGUUAGCUCUGCUCUCGCACUGACUGCAGGAAUACUGCAGGUAUUUCCAUGCAGACCGGGCCUGCAAUGGAGUGUGGUGAACGUCUCGUCAGUGUUUGCAAUGCAGGCCUUACCGUCCUGGGUGCUGUACUGCACUGCCAAAGCAGCAAGAAAAAUGAUGUUCGGGGUGCUGGCUGAGGAGGAGCCAAAUGUCAAAGUCCUCAGCUACUCUCCAGGUCCUAUGGACACAGAUAUGCAGAUUGAUAUUCAGAGAUUAACAGGUGCCAAACACCAUCUGUUACCCUGCCAGGAAUCUGCAGCCAAACUGAUGAAGCUACUUCUGGACAACAAUUUCCCGUCAGGGAAACACCUCGACUUCCUUGAAGUGUGAUAUUAAUAUUAAUAUGAGACAGAAUUUUUUUUUAACUUUAAAAAAAGUUAAUUUUUGCAUGUGACUCCCUUGCUUAUUCUAGGUAGAAAGAGUUAAGAACACAUAUACAUGAAGUAAAAACAUACAGUAGCUAAAGGUGUUUUGGUGAUUUUUUAUUCUUACAGUAUAUAGAAUCCAUUAACAUGUUGGCCUUUAUAAAUGUCUAUGAGUCUU